Pseudoliparis swirei is the source of this 2125-nucleotide messenger RNA. RefSeq names its product ectonucleoside triphosphate diphosphohydrolase 2-like. The transcript is spliced from 10 exons. Bases 1 to 1965 code for a protein of 654 amino acids. Gene Ontology annotation, cellular component: plasma membrane. Gene Ontology annotation, molecular function: UDP phosphatase activity; GDP phosphatase activity. NCBI's taxonomy places the organism in Eukaryota, Metazoa, Chordata, Actinopteri, Perciformes, Liparidae. Gene Ontology annotation, biological process: nucleoside diphosphate catabolic process. The record is from RefSeq and is a predicted model, not a curated record.
AUGAGUUACUUCACAAAGUUUCAGCUGCACUACAAGGAACCACAGGAAGCGAGGCAUCUUACUAAAGGACUGCAUGCCUGCAGACCCACACUCCUCCCCGGUCGGCGGCUCCUCCACACGUGCCCUUCAUCUCCGUGCGUCCUGACCGGCAUCACACCGACCCACGGGAGCACCUCACCGGCUCCUACCGACCCCCGGGAGCACCUCACCGGCUCCUACCGACCCACGGGAGCACCUCACCGGCUCCUACCGACCCCCGGGAGCCCCUCACCGGCAUCACACCGACCCCCGGGAGCACCUCACCGGCUCCUACCGACCCCCGGGAGUCCCUCACCGGCUCCUACCGACCCCCGGGGAGCACCUCACCGGCUCCUAACGACCCCCGGGAGCCCCUCACCGGCUCGUACCGACCCCCGGGAGCACCUCACCGGCUCCUACCGACCCCCGGGAGCCCCUCCCGGCCCCCAUGGCUCUCCCUGCAGCCGCCUCGCGCCCGCGCUCGGGCUGCUGUCUCUGGCCGUCGUCGGGAUUCUGCUGCUGGUCCUUCCCGCCCGAGAGAGGGAGACCCCCCCUGAGCACAUGUAUGGCAUCGUUCUGGACGCAGGCUCCUCCCACACCUCCGUGUACACCUACAGGUGGCCGGCGGACAAGCAGAACGGCACCGGCAUCGUUACCCAGCACAGCGACUGUCACGCAGAAGGUGGAGGCAUAUCCAGCUACGCAGGUUCUCCUGGUGGUGCCGCCAGAAGUCUGGAGGUCUGUCUGGACGCAGCUGUGAAGGACAUCCCCAAACACAGGCACCACCAAACGUCCCUCUAUCUGGGAGCGACUGCCGGCAUGAGGCUCCUGAACGCCGAGGAUGCCUCUGAGUGCCGGCGGGUUCUGGACGAAGUGGAGAGCAAGCUGCGGUCGUACCCUUUCAAGUUCACCAACGCCACCAUCCUGGGGGGGCGGGAGGAGGGCGCCUACGGCUGGGUGACCGUCAACUACCUGCUGGAGAACUUUGUGAAGUACGGCUUCGUGGGGCGGUGGCUGAACCCAGGCAGAGAGACGGUGGGCGCUCUGGAUUUAGGGGGAGCCUCCACACAGAUUGCCUUUGAGACCUCGGAGGAGGUGGAGGACAACGUGAUGGAGCUGAAGCUCUACGGACAGACCUACCGCCUGUACUCCCAGAGCUUCCUGUGCUACGGACAGGACCAGUUCCUGAAGAGGCUGCUGGCUCAGCUCAUCACGGCUGCAGGUGUGCCGCCCCAGGUGGUUCACCCCUGCUACCCUCGAGGGGUCAACGUGUCCAUCAGGCUGGGGAGGGAUGUCUUUGAUUCUCCGUGCACCAGGAGCCUCAGGCCCGCCCGGUUCGACCCCCAGACGGAGGUCUCCGUCGUGGGCGCAGGAGACCACGGCGGCUGCCUGGCCAGCGUCCGCACGCUGUUCUCCUUCAACUGCUCCUCCUCACAGUGCUCCUUCAACGGCGUCGCCCGGCCCCACGUGAGAGGAGGCUUCAUGGCCUUCUCGGCCUUCUUUUACACCAGUAACUACAUCAAGCUCCUCACCAACAUCCCCACCUCGUCCCCCGGCCGCCUGCAGGAGGCCGUGCGACUCAUCUGCAACAUGAGCGUGGCUGAGAUGACUCAGAAGACGAAGCAGAAAGAGAAAUACAUGAAGAAUAUCUGCGCCGUCUCCAAUUUCGUGCAGGUCCUCCUGCUGCAGGGCUACGGGUUCGAUGAGCGCUCCCUCCCCGACAUCUCGUUCCAGAAAAAGGCCGGAGGAGCUUCUGUGGGCUGGGCCCUGGGCUGCAUGCUGACUCUGAGCAGUCUGGUUCCAGCAGAGAGACUCGGGGUGAUGAAGGCUCUGCCGCCAGGGCCCUGGGCCGGCAUCCUCUUCCUCUUCGUCACCCUCCUCCUCGGUGCUCUGGGAUACCUGGUGAUGAUCUACAGGAACACGAGAUGUAAAGAGGACGUGGUGUAACACACCUUCGUGUCGCUCUUGGAGAAGGCAUAUAAACAUGUGUGUGUGCAUGAAGUGAGAUCAGAAAAGCAGUGAAGUAAGACAAUGUCCCCCAAACAACAGUUCAUUAACAUUGCUGUGAACAUUAUUGUUUCUUAUCAUGUUAAUAAAAAUAAUAAAC